This is a messenger RNA of Rubroshorea leprosula, 1446 nucleotides long. The record is from the annotation of a GenBank genome assembly. Lineage: Eukaryota; Viridiplantae; Streptophyta; Magnoliopsida; Malvales; Dipterocarpaceae.
GGCAGGCCCCCAGGUUUCAUCACAAAGCCAACAAAUCACUUUCGAACUGCACUUUGCUGUUCUCUGAAUCGGUUGGAGCAUUCAGUCGGAACACUAACAAUAAUAAAGGAAAGGAAAGGACAGGGUUUUUGUAGACGGUGAAAUUGCUGUUUCCUUGAUGGUUGAAAUGGGGAGACAGUGCAGCGGCAUGGACAACUUUAGUAGAUUGCCUGAUGAACUUGUUUUGCGCAUUAUCUCAUUACUUCCUAUGAAGGAUGCUGUGCUACUGCUACUGCCACCUAGUUUAUUUACUUGUGAGACAUUGGUGGUUCUGAAGUUGAGUGUUUACUCUGAGUUUGGGCAGGACGUUUCUGAUGAGUUGAGUUUAAAAGUCCCUGCCAAUGUUUGCCUCCCUAGUCUUAAGGUUCUUCACCUUGUAGAUUCUACCUUUUCAGAUGAUUGCUGUAAAAGGCUAUUUUCUAACUGCCCUGUUCUUGAGGAUUUAAAGUGCAGUUUCAAGGAAAGUAACUGGAAAUUCAUUGUUUGUAAUCCUACGCUUAAGAGGCUGACCAUAACUUCUACUGAGUACCAUGAUGGCAGAUCUGAGAUUGUGGUCAAUACGCCUGGUCUUGACUACUUGGAGUUGUCUGUUUGGGAUGUAUACUCUUGUACGUUUCUGAAUGUCCAGGCUCUUGCCAAAGCCAAUAUUCACUUUCUAUAUAAUGAAUGGGAGGAUUAUGACAAGACUUAUAUAAAUGCUUUAGCUAAUCUGAUGAAAGCCAUAAGCAACAUCCAGACACUUCGUAUAUCUGGUUCAACUCUAUAUGAAUUUAGUUGUAUUGACAUUCCAAUCCCUAGGUUUAACAAUGUCACUCAUUUGACAAUUGCUUCUUGCAAAGAAUGUGGCUUUCCAGAACUACAAUAUAUACUUGCAUGUUGUGAGUCAUUAGAAACCCUUGUUUUGGAGGAUGGUUUAGGGUGUCAAUGGGACUCAGGAGAGGGAACUAUUUCUUGGUCAUCCUCGCAAGAGGAAGAUGAAUUCAUUCGUUUGUCAUUUUGCAUGAAGAAAAUUGUAUUUUUAUGGUUUGAAGGCAGUGAAGUUGAAAUUGAACUAGCAAAGUAUUUUCUUCAAAGUGCAGAAGUUCUAGAAAGCAUGGAAAUUCAUAUCAAGGCAGGAUACCAAGAUCAAUUGGAGAUCACCAAAGAGGAGUUACAAAGGUUACCAAGAGCUUCAAAUGAAUGCAUUGUUGACAUUGUUUAGGUUUCUCCGUCUUUCUUGUAUGUUGAAUUGUCUGUUGUUAUUUCAGUUAGUCACAACUCAUUUAUAAGAGAUGUUGUCAUUCCCUUCUUCUGGAUGCAUAUGGAUUGUUUUGACAGUACUGCUUUAUGUUCUAUCUACUUGUACCUAUUUUUUGAAUUAUAUGCUGUUCAAAACUAUCCUUAUAUUGAUAAAAAUUAGUUUUAAGG